AACAGAAAAGAGGCAUUUCACGCUCUCGGCUGAGUCACCCAAGUGUAUAAAACCAAGGCCGGGCAGUCGGAGCCGCUCGGAGCGGAGACACGAGGCAGCGGGGCUUUGGGACAGAACCCAAACAGAUCUUUGGAAAUUGAUCGAAAGUCACUUCGGAGAAGGAUGUUUCCAGGCUUGCUCAUCCUCUCUCUGCUAGUGGGGAGCACAACAUCUGGCCCGGUGAGCAGAGCAGAGCCUGCAGCAUCCAGGGAUGUCACCACCUUUUUCCAGCUGGCUCAGGAAGACCCUUGGGAGAAUGUUAACCUCACCAGCAUGUCCUGUGAGCAUCGGAAGAACAGGACGUGGAUCACCCUGCAGCUGACCAACAGCAGCCUGACAGCUUUCCCCAUCUGCCUGCCGGAGGCCCUGGAGACCCUGGAUCUCAGCAACAACCUCUUGGAAGAGCUGAACGGCUCGGAGGUGGCGAACCUGCCACGGCUGCGCGUCCUCUCGCUGAGGCACAACCACCUCUGGGCAGUCUCGUGGGGACCUGAAGCCCUCAGCAGCCUCCUCAAGCUGGACCUGAGCUUUAACAAGCUGUCAUCUGUGCCAUCCUGCCACAGCUCUGCCCUGCCCAGCCUGAGGUGGUUGUCCUUGGCUGGAAAUCCGCUGCUGGAAAUCCAGCCGCUGGCUUUUUCCUGCUCCCCUCAGCUGCAGGUGUUGAACCUCUCUGCGACGCUGCUGGGGCAGGAGGACAGCAGAGGAAUUAGGGAAUCUGCUUUUGCCAUCAGCACAGCUCCCAGGGAGGCCACGGACAGGCCUGGAAACUCCAUCAAUGUGCUUGAUCUGAGCGGGACUUUUCUUGAGAAAAUUCAACCAGAGUGGACCAGAGACUUGUCCAGCCUCAGAUCCCUUCACCUGACAAAGAUGCCACGUUUAAGAAGCCUCCACACUGACUUUGUCAAGUCCAUGCCCGGUCUCCAAGAGCUGCACUGCCAGGACUCCCCUUCCCUGGGUUUUGUGAAGACAGAGAUGUUUGACAGUGCUCCUCACCUGAGCCAUCUCUCCUUUGAGAACUGUAACCUCAGUUCCUUUAAUCCCUGGGACACCAACUCAUCAGAUAGGAUCACCAUCAACCUGUCUGGAAACCCUCUGUUCUGUGACUGCCAGCUCUCCUGGCUGCUCUCCAAGCCCAAAAGAGUUGUGCUCCAAAAGGCUGGGGAGACUUUCUGCACAUCCCAGGAAGAUGGGGGCAGACCUCCAACACUUGUUCCACUGCAGGAGCUCUACAAUAAGUGCCAGUCUGGGACCAGCAAUGUCACAGUGCCCCAUUCAAACACAGCCUCUCCCGAUCAAGAUGCUCUCAACUUUACCAGUUACGAUGCCACUGCUACGGUAACAACAGACUGGGCUCUGCUCUCCAGAGACACUUACACCAGCUCCCUGAUCCAGGGGGAUUUAAUGAGCACCACAGCUAACCCAGUGCUCUCUAGAGACAUGUACACCAGCUCCCUGUUCCAGGGGGAUUUAAUGAGUGCUACAGCCAGCCCAGUGCUCACCAAAGACACCUCUACCAGCUCCCUGAUCCACGGGGAUUUAAUGAGUGCUACAGCCAACUCAGUGUUCACUGAAGACACUUCUAUCAGCUCCCUGAUCCAGGGAGAUUUAAUGAGCACCACAGCCAGCCCAACACUAACCAGAGGUGCUUACACCAGCUCCCUAAACCAGAGGGAUGCAAUGAGCACAACAGCCCAUCCAGUGCUGACCAAAGACACUUCUACCAGCUCCCUGAUCCAGAGGGAUGCAAUGAGCACGGCACUGCCCCCAACAGAACUGGUGCUAACAAUGGCCAACAGCUCCUCCCACCAGGAGGAGGCAGUUUCCGAAUUUACAAGCAGUCUCCCUUCCUUUGCAUCCGUAACCUCCUUCCCAGUUUUCCUCAAAGAGCUCUUUGCUCAGUUUGGCUCCACGAGUCAAACAGGAACAGAGCAGCCAAAGGGAGAGCUCAGAACAACCGACACAACAUUUCCCCAGGAAGGUCCAUCCAGCCAGACCACCAGUCGUUAUUCUACUGGAGGAACAGGAACCCCCCACACCACUGACCGUUCUAUUCACUCGUCUGCCAGCCCUGGUGGGGAGGGUACCCCACAGAGCACCCCCCAGCCGAGUCCCCCGCAGCUGAACUCGUCCAGGAGCAAUGCUGGCUCAGAGCCUGCCCCCACAAGGGCUCCAGCACACUAUGUGGAUUACUACGACUAUGACGAACAGCCCAAGGAAACCCCAGUGCAAGUGGGACACAUCUCCUGCGACUACAACCCCUGCAGGCACCUCCAGAAGCCGUGCAGUGAACUCCAGAGCGUGUCCCAGUGUUUGUGCCCGGGCACGUCGAUGGAAGACGAAGUUCCAGACCCGCCGAGGCUCAGCGAGGUGACUGAAGUCACUGACAGCUCUGCCCUGAUUCACUGGUGCGCCCCAAAUUCGGUUGUUCACACCUAUGAGCUGGUGCUUCUUGCCCAAGGCAACGAGGACAGGCAGUUUGUCAUGGAUAAUAUUUAUCCCACGGCCAGGCAGUACACUCUGUAUAAUCUGUCACCGUACACCACUUACAACAUUUGCGUGACAGCUUCGAACAAAGCCGGGUCAAGCCAGAUAACAGGUCAGGAAUUUCCAGGUAAUUCGUGCACCAGCUUUAAAACAAAACCCAGCUACAAGUCUGUCUUUGUUGCUCUGUCUGCAGCAAGUGGAUUCUUUCUCAUUACCACGAUUGUUUUGUCUGCAUGUCUGUGCAGGGCAUGUAAGAAGCCUCACAGUGAGCAGUAUGGUACACACUUGGUCUCCUACAAGAACCCAGCCUUCGAUUAUCCACUAAAAAUACAAACCAGCAAUUAGCUCUGGGUUAUUGUUCUGCACACUCAGAGCUCAUUGUCUCUAUCACCUUGGUAUGUUUUUGGGAGACUCUCAAAGUGUCCUUCAACAAAAUUACAAACCCCCAGAUUUUGUAACCCUUCUGUUUCUAAGGGAGAGCAAACAACCAACAAAUUAGAACUAAUAAGGUAUCGACCAGAAAAAAGUCACUGGACUCUGGUUCAUGUGCUAAGCAGCAGCAAAGCUGGACACUAACCUUGAAAAGCUGUUUUUAUAAUCACCUACCAAUAGAGUAGCAUGAAUUCCACACAGUGAGAGGCUGCCUGGCCAGCUGUCUGCCUCCAGUAUCUCAUGGACACAGCUGAGAGCCAUGAUCCAAGGUGCAUCUGGCUGAGCAUGACACACUCUGCUUUUAUUCACAGGGGGGAAGUUGGGGAUUCAGGUUUUUUAAAGGUAAUGAUCCAAAAAGAGAGUGUUACUGGAAGGAGUGAGUGGGCUCAGUGACAAGGUGCUGUGCAGCUCUAACUCCAUGAAGCAACUCCAGAGGCUGAAGCUGCUCAGCCUCACUUCAGUUCAGGAAAAAGAAACAAAGAUUACAUGUAAAAAAGGACCGUGCAGGAUCCUUGGGGCAGGGAUCAUUGUUUUGUCGUGUCUUUGUGUGAUGUUGGAGUCUCCCAAGAGCUCCCACAAGCAGUUCCCAGGCAGGGGGGGUUUGCUGCAGCACAGCAGUGACCCCACAAGUGGUAAGGGGAGCAUGGUAACAUUUGCUUCUCAAUGGAUUUUAAACAGAGGUGGUUGUUCCAUCCCAAUAAUCUAUCCCAUCCACAGGUUUAGCACCUGAUUUACCUCGUAGAGGCAAAAGGAUGAGCAAUGAAACAAUUUAAUGUGUGUGUUGCUGAGACUUGAAAAAAAUUAAAUCCCAUCCACUGGCAGCAGAGAGUUCUGCAGACACCUUUCAGAUUAAUUUUUGGGUGCUACUUUCUGCUACAAUGAUAGUACGAGACGCUGACAAUCCCAGCUUUGAGCUAGCCAUUAAAAUUUAGAGAGGUGUUUGUGGAAGGGGAGGCAGUUGUGCCAGCCAAAUACUUCCCCAGGGCUUUAUGUUCCAGCAGCUCCUGUUCCUGCUGCUGUACAGACACUGUGUAAGGUCCCCCAGACCUCCGAGGAGAAGGUGCUGUACAGUGCAAGAGACUCUCUGUUCUGCUCUGUUUUGAUGCUUCCAGUAUUAACAGCAAUAAAAGCUACAGAGCUGAGUUCUGGUUCUUGGUUAAAGUCUUUACCAUCUAC
Messenger RNA from Myiozetetes cayanensis, 4131 nucleotides. RefSeq names its product leucine rich repeat neuronal 4 (gene LRRN4). The record is from RefSeq and is a predicted model, not a curated record. The coding region runs from base 163 to 2868 and encodes 901 amino acids. Gene Ontology annotation, molecular function: protein binding. NCBI's taxonomy places the organism in Eukaryota, Metazoa, Chordata, Aves, Passeriformes, Tyrannidae. The transcript has 5 exons.